UUCCCACAAGAAAUUAAGAAAACCCCACGCAUAUCUCCGUCGCGCCGCUCCAAUACCUAUAUAGAACCAGCAUCAAGGAAGUUACCCAUUCCUUUCCCGCCGCGCCAUCUCGAAAGCUCCACUGCUAGCCGCCGCUUCGCCUCUCUUCUCCGGCCGCCUUUUCCUGCCGCCACCGGACCUCAGAGCUCACCGGCUCACGGAGUGAAGAGUGAAGAAACUGCACUGUAGGUGAAUCAAAGCAAGGUUAGAAACCGAGAAUGGAAGAAGAGAACGAAAUCGAAGUGUCGAAAUCGUUUAAGGAUUUGGGUUUGCCCGAUUCAUUGGUAGAAGCUUGUGAAAAAUUGGGUUGGACAACCCCAUUGAAGAUACAGGCAGAAGCCAUUCCUCUUGCGCUGCAAGGAAAGGAUGUCAUUGGACUUGCUCAAACAGGUUCUGGUAAGACUGGAGCUUUUGCACUUCCCAUAUUGCAUGCCCUCUUAGAAGCGCCUCGCCCGAAUCAUUUCUUUGCUUGUGUGAUGUCUCCCACAAGAGAGCUUGCUAUUCAAAUUGCUGAGCAGUUUGAAGCUCUAGGUUCUGAAAUUGGUGUCAAGUGCGCUGUGCUAGUUGGCGGGAUAGACAUGGUACAGCAAUCAAUCAAGAUAGCUAAGCAACCUCAUAUUAUUGUUGGGACGCCUGGACGAGUUUUAGAUCACCUAAAAAACACCAAAGGAUUUUCUUUUUCUCGACUAAAAUACUUGGUUUUGGAUGAAGCAGACAGGCUGUUGAAUGAGGACUUUGAGGAAUCACUUAAUGAGAUUUUACAAGCGAUUCCACGUGAGCGGAGAACAUUUCUAUUUUCUGCUACUAUGACUAAGAAGGUCCAGAAGCUCCAAAGGGUUUGUUUAAGGAAUCCUGUGAAGAUUGAAGCAGCAUCUAAGUAUUCCACUGUUGACACAUUGAAGCAGCAGUAUCGCUUCUUGCCUGCCAAACACAAGGAUUGUUACCUUGUAUAUAUUCUCACUGAAAUGGCUGAAAGUACGUCAAUGGUGUUCACUCGGACAUGCGAUUCAACCCGGCUCCUGGCUUUGAUUCUUAGGAAUCUGGGUCUAAAAGCCAUUCCAAUUAAUGGUCAUAUGAGCCAAUCGAAGAGACUAGGAGCGUUGAAUAAGUUCAAGUCGGGGGAGUGCAAUAUUCUCCUUUGUACUGAUGUAGCUAGUAGAGGACUGGAUAUUCCAACGGUCGAUAUGGUGAUUAACUAUGACAUUCCCACAAACUCCAAAGAUUAUAUACAUCGCGUUGGAAGAACUGCUCGUGCAGGGCGCUCUGGGGUUGCCAUUUCCCUUGUGAAUCAAUAUGAACUGGAGUGGUAUAUUCAAAUAGAGAAGCUUAUAGGCAAGAAGCUACCAGAGUAUCCUGCCCAAGAAGUGGAAGUUUUGCUUUUGGAAGAGCGUGUUGGUGAGGCCAAAAGAUUAGCAAUGAUGAAAAUGAAGGAAGCUGGAGGGAAGAAGAAACGAAGAGGAGGUGAAGAUGAUUUAGCUGAGGAGGAUAUUGACAAGUACUUGGGUCUCAAGGAAGGAAAAUCAUCCAAAAAGUUUAGAAGAAGAUGAGAUCAUAUCAUUGCAGAUUAGUGAAUCACUAAUAGGAUGAAUUAAAAAAAGCCAUGAAAAGACUGAUGUUCCGUACGACUUGUGAUCCACUGGGUAUCUAUUUUUUGAAAUUUCUUAGCUAUCCUUUUUUAAGUGGUUCUAUCAUAAAUGGGUUUAUUUAUUUAUUUUAGUGGAUAAACUCACUGUCAGUGUAUCAACAUAUUUUAACAUGCAAUUUGAUAGUAAGGAUUCAAUUUGACUUGUGAUUGUAUGAUAA
This is a messenger RNA of Lotus japonicus, 1842 nucleotides long. Its product is annotated as DEAD-box ATP-dependent RNA helicase 10. The record is from RefSeq and is a predicted model, not a curated record. The transcript has 14 exons. Lineage: Eukaryota; Viridiplantae; Streptophyta; Magnoliopsida; Fabales; Fabaceae. Gene Ontology annotation, molecular function: nucleic acid binding; ATP binding; RNA helicase activity. Bases 258 to 1586 code for a protein of 442 amino acids.